This is a messenger RNA of Carassius gibelio (silver crucian carp), 2394 nucleotides long. RefSeq names its product transmembrane and ubiquitin-like domain-containing protein 2. Bases 278 to 1171 code for a protein of 297 amino acids. NCBI's taxonomy places the organism in Eukaryota, Metazoa, Chordata, Actinopteri, Cypriniformes, Cyprinidae. The record is from RefSeq and is a predicted model, not a curated record. The transcript has 3 exons. Gene Ontology annotation, molecular function: protein binding.
GGAAUGUGGACUCUUGUCUCAAAAGUAAAGCAGACGUCUGCACUGUGUCGGGCUGCCAGCAGGGGUCACCCUGGUUGUGUCGAGGAGACGCUGUUUAGGAGACCAGAGGUGGAUGCAGAAUUAGACCAGACCCACGAUGCCUGUUCAGGAGGCCAUCACGCCUGUGUGCGCCCGCUCCUAGACCACGGGGGCUGAACCUGACCUUCCUGCUGUUUACGGCAAUGCCCCGCUGCACCUCUGCAAUGCAGCAGAAACAUAUCUGUGGAGAGGGGCUGGGAUGGCGGUGUGUGCUCUAACUGUGCUUGACGGGCUCGGGGAGGAGGCCACGGCUUUGGGCAGCGUGGUUGUCCUGUUCCUGGCUGUGGUUCUUGCCUGGCUGUCUACCCACGUGGCCGACCGUGGAGAUCACAUUCUGGGUACCAUUCUCACCGUGGGUGCCCACGCCUCCCUCAUCGGCCUUGGGGGUCACGACAGCUACGCGAACCCCCCACCCAGCUCAGAGCCCAGCGAGCAGCUGGAUGAAGAGCCCGCUGAGGAGGAGAAACAGGAAGAGGGCGAGGAUGGGCGAGAGGAUGUGCCUGGAGAGGAGCUGCUGGAUAUUCAGGGUGGGAGGAAGAAAGUGAGCUAUGUUCAGGCUGAGGAAAGGGAAGAGGGGAAAGAGGAAGGGAUGGAAGAAGAGGCGGAGGAUGAGGCCAGCGGUAUCACGGUGAGACUGAAGUUCCUGAAUGACACAGAGGAGCUGGCAGUACUCAGACCACAGGACACCGUUGGACUGCUGAAGAGUAAGUACUUCUCUGGCCGUGAACAUCAGAUUAAACUCAUCUACCAGGGUCAGCUGUUGCAGGAUCCUCAGCGCUCUCUCCUGUCCCUCAACAUCACCCACAACAGCGUCCUCCACUGUCACGUCUCUCAAGCCCAGGCGCUUCGUGAAGCGGCCGCAGAGGAGAGCCCUCGAGCUGGGAGGGGCUCCGUGCUCAGCGGGGGGCUGCGCUCGGCCGGCCUGGCUCUCAGCACAGGAAGCCUGGUGAUCCCCGUGUUCGUGGUGCUGCUCGCCGUCAUCUGGUACUUCCGAAUCAACUACCGCCAGCUGUUCACUGCCCCGGCCACCAUCUCUUUGGUUGGGGUCACAGUCUUCUUCAGCUUCCUCAUCUUUGGCAUGCACAGUCGAUGAGAAGAUGGAUGAAGAGAGGAAUGAUGCCAAUAUUAGAGAAGAAGGAAAACGAAACAAUAGGACAUGAAAAUAAUCAAUCAGUGGUAGCCGAGAAAGUUCUCAGGGAGUUCUUGAGGGUUCUGGUGCCAUGGAAGUUGUGUGUGUGUGUGUGUGUGUUAGGUGAGAGUGUGUGCUAGUGCUUUCAGCUUCAGUCGUGAGCAGCACAAAGUAAUACUGCUGAAUAAUUUAGCUUCUUGGGGAAAAAAUAGCUUUAUAAUUAUUCAAUCUCAGCCUAAAGUGUAGCUUCUCCGUGUAAAGAGAAGUCUUUUCAUUUAAAGGGAAUCGCAGAUUGUCAACUGAUUGUUUUUUAUCAAUGAAUGUGACUCUUCUUCUCUGAUAACAGCACUACUAUCUUCUGUAGUAGCAAAAAAUGUCAUAUGUUUAAAUGUUAAUACACAAAUAACAGAUGUGAUGUGCUAGUUAGCAGAAAUUUUGAGACAUCAAUUUACUCAAACUCAUGUUUGAUGUUCAUGAUUGGAAGAUUUUAUUUUUAUUUUGCCAGUGUCACUGAGGUCUGUAUUUGUUUCAUACUUAUUUCUAUAUAACAUUAUGGUUAAGCAUGUCUGCUGCUAGUUACAGCUCAGUUAUCAUUUAGGAUAUGAAAGUUUUAUAUAUGACGAGUUUACAUGCAAACAUACGGGAGUAUUUGGACGGCUAUAGUCUGAAGAGUCUGUAGAAAACUCACUGCAUUAAUAGGCAUUUCAUAUGCAAUGUCAGUAACAAAGCAAAUAAUGUUUUGUCCUGUGUGAAAUCUGUUUAUAAGCAAUGUAUUUACUUGAGAUAAAUCAAGAGGGGCAUGGAAGAAACUAAAAGCUCUCUGAAGUUGAUGAUAUACGGGGCAAUGUUUUUGAGCAAUAUUGCUUGUGCCCUUUCCCAUUGAGAAUGGUUAACAAAUGUCUAUAUAGAUACUUUAGAUCAGUCGUGGGCCAUGUCUCACUUGGUUGUCCGUUGGUGGCAACAUGGCCUAAAAAGUUGCCCUGUGUAUCACCAGCCUGACAGUUUGAUGGUUCUUGUAUAAAUGGGUCAUUUCUCUCAGUAUUUUCAGUAAUAUCUGCACGUUUUAGGGGAAAUUCUCUACUUCUUCUCAUUCUCACUAUUACAGUGGACUAGCACCUCUUUAAAUGCUUUUUGGUUUUGCUUUGAUGCGGUAAUACAGAAUAAAUUUGCUCAUCUUUGAAAUGAAA